Molecule: messenger RNA, 1699 nt
Organism: Cuscuta campestris
Lineage: Eukaryota; Viridiplantae; Streptophyta; Magnoliopsida; Solanales; Convolvulaceae
Source: the annotation of a GenBank genome assembly
CUAAAAAGCUGCGAGUGUCUUCCCCUAUCUCUAUUUCACUUUGGUUCUCCAUUCAUGACUCCGUAUUCCUUGAUGGAGAUGCCCUAAUCGCCGAGAAGCCGCCGCCGCCACUGUAAUUAAGGCAGAGAUUGUUUCCUACUUUAGCGCUAUUACCUUUUUAUGAGUUUCCAUUGUUAUUGGACUCAACCUUAUUUCCUCUUCAAUAGCCCAACAGGGCAAAUAAGCCAGAGAGAAGAAAUGGAAUGCGCUGCCGUGUUCGCCGGACUUCAGGCUACUCCCGGUCUUUGCCACCGUCCCCUCCUCCCCCCUCGAGGCCCUGCUGAGUUUCCGCCUCUUAAUAGAAGGCAAUUUUGCCCUCUCAUUGUCAAGCAGCCGCAUGUUUCUCACUGUAAUAAUACUCUGCGAGUGGCAUCGCCCACGAGCAGCAGUGUUACAAGUGAAUUAGGAGACAUUGAUUGGGACAACCUCGGAUUUGGAUUUGUGCCUACUGAUUACAUGUAUAUCAUGAAAUGUGCUCAAGGCAAAAACUUUACCAAAGGCGAAUUACAGCGUUUUGGGAACAUCGAGUUGAGCCCAUCUGCGGGGAUACUAAAUUAUGGCCAGGGAUUGUUUGAAGGUCUAAAAGCGUACAGAAAAGAUGAUGGAAACAUUUUGCUGUUUCGACCUGAGGAAAAUGCGCUGCGCUUGAAGAUUGGUGCUGAGCGUAUGUGCAUGCCUUCACCAACAGUUGAGCAGUUUCUUGAUGCAGUGAAAGCUACUGUUUUCGCAAACAAGAGAUGGAUUCCACCACCGGGUAAAGGAUCAUUGUACAUUAGACCAUUGCUUAUGGGGAGUGGAGCUGUCCUUGGCCUUGCCCCAGCUCCAGAAUAUACCUUUUUGAUUUAUGUCUCGCCUGUGGGUAACUACUUCAAGGAAGGUUUAGCACCAAUAAAUCUGGUGGUUGAAACUGAAAUGCAUCGUGCAACCCCUGGGGGUACUGGAAGCGUCAAGACUAUAGGAAAUUAUGCUGCAGUCCUGAAGGCACAGAGUGCUGCUAAAGAAAAAGGCUAUUCUGAUGUUCUAUACCUCGACAGUGUUCACAAUAGAUAUCUGGAAGAGGUUUCUUCUUGCAAUGUGUUUGUUGUGAAGGGUAAUACGAUUGUAACUCCAGCAAUAAAAGGGACCAUCCUGCCUGGUAUAACCCGGAAGAGCAUAAUUGAUGUUGCUGUCAGCCAAGGUUUCCAGGUUGAAGAACGAUUCGUGUCAGUAGAUGAACUACUAGAUGCUGAUGAAGUGUUCUGUACUGGUACAGCUGUGGUUGUAUCACCCGUCGGUAGCAUAACCUAUUUAGGGAAAAGGGUGAGUUAUGGUGGCAAUGGCGUUGGUGUGGUCUCACAGCAAUUGUAUUCGGCACUGACUAGACUUCAAAUGGGAAUUGCAGAGGAUAAGAUGGGAUGGGUGGUUCAACUCAAGUAAAACCCUUUUCUUCUCAUUCUAUACUUUAUCAUCAUCAUCAAUAUCUCUUCCUUCUUUAAACAUACGCUAUUAAAUUUGAACUCUGGAGGUCUAUUGUUAGAAGAGUCUGGUGCUCUUUGCAUUGUUACUUUGUGGUUUCGGUUAGUUUAUGGUUCGGGUAGGAUCGGGUCCAUUGUGUGCAAAAAUAAACGGUAUGAAAAUUGCCCCUCUCUGUUUUUCUCAUCAAAAAAUGACAAAGUGUUAU